AUGUUGCGGUACGAUACCACCGUGUCUACCGAGGUCACCGGCCUAUCGUUCGAGCUUCUGUCGGCGGACACCAUCCGGCAGCUUUCUGUGUCGGAGAUUAACAACGCCGUUCGGCAUGGUACCGAAUGUGCCGAGAGCUCGUGCAUCCACGACUCGUCCCUCGGGCCAAGCGACAUCUGCCACAUCUGCUCGACGUGUAACGAGAUGUCGGCUUGCGACGGCCAUAUGGGCCACAUCAACUUCCCCAUCCCGAUGUACCAUCCGCUGCUGCUGCCGAGGCUGUCGAAGCUGCUCAAGGCCAUGUGCCUCUACUGCCGCCGGCUGAAGAUGACGCAGCACCGGGUGGUGAAGUUCAUCAAGAUGUUCGACCUGAUGCAAGCGGGGCUGAUAUCGGACAUGCUUUUGUUCGACGACCUCUGCCCAGACAGCAGCAAGAGCAAGGUGGACCUUACCCGGAUGAAGCGUUCGGGCAACACCGCGGACAACCAGCUGGCGGAAUCCGCCGACGGCAACACAGCGUCUGAAGGCGCUGCAGGUGAAACGAACCUAAAGCAAAAAUACAUCCGUGGAAUCAUGAACAAGCUACGCGCCCACAAGAGGUGCGAGUCCUUGAUCCGGGACACGUCGGCACCCGACGUGGACGCUAAACGCAAAGCCACCGAAGUUUCGCAGGAAGAUGCUGACGAAGCCGUUGAUAUCAGUGAAUUCGGGUCAAGCCUCGAUCAUAAGGCGCCGUCGAAGAAGGCCAAGUCCAUCGUCGCCCUUCCCAACACCGGCAACGGUGGCAAAUCGCGCCACUUCGACGUCACCAUCUGGAACGAUCUGCGCAACCGUUUCGUGGCCGAGGCAGGCAGCGUUGUGCAGUGCCCGCAUUGCGAGAGGCGCGACAUGUUCUACAUCAGGCCCUCUACUGACAUGAGCUGCAUCGACGUCUCCUGGCCACAGGAUAUUGAAGGCCCUCCGAUCAUGGACCACCUGACCAGCUACAACUUCGACUUCGAGAAUGACGCGAGUGAUGCCGCCACGGCUUCGCAGGAUUCCGUGACGGCCGGGAGGCAAGGUGUCGACCUGCCCGUGAUGAACCGCCUGAGCGCGACCGGCCGUUCCGUGCGCCAGUUGCAGCUGCAGGCAUUCCACAUUGUGCCUUAUAUGAGGGAGCUCUUUAAGCAAAACCACGUGGUGCUGGGGCAUGUGUUCCCGCAGUCACGCAAGCUCGGUUGGCGGAUGUUCAUGAUGUUUUGCAUGGGUGUGUCCGCGAACAGGUUCAGGCCUGUGCUGGUGACGGCUGACCGACAGCUUGCGCUACAUGCACGUUCGCAGGCGCUGCUCGACAUCUUAGUGGCCAAGCAGGUGCUGUGUCUGCUUCUCAAAAUCGAGAACGACGCCAACCUGACUCGUUUCAUGACCGAUGCGGACUUCGUGGUGGGCUUGUUGGGAAACCUGGACAGUCGCCAGCUGCAGAGCUUCCGCGAAUUCGUGGCGGACUGCGGCUCGGACUUCAACAGUGCCGUGCUCGGCAGCAUACACGCGUUGCAGCGAAAGGUCUCCGCGUACGCUGACAGCAGCAAGGUCAGCAAUACCAUGAACGCCAAGGUGGCACAGCGGCCUGGGAUCAAGCAGAGCCUGGAGCACAAGGAGGGUGCAGUCCGGCAGAACAUGUUGGGAAAGCGUGUCAACUACGCAGCGCGUACAGUUAUUGCCCCCGACUGCUUUUUGGACUCUAACCAGAUGGGCAUUCCGCUGUUGUUCGCCACGGAGUUGACGAUUCCGGAAAACGUCACUUCGUACAACGUCCAUCUACUUCGAAGGCUGUUGGUGAACGGCCCUAAGGUCUACCCAGGAGCCAACUUCUACCGCGACGAACACGGGAAGCUGUAUAACCUAGGCGCGUUGUCGUUCAACGAGCGCAAGGCCAAGGCCAAGCUGCUGUUGACCGACAACUCCGACGGCAGGCUGCCACGUGUGGUCUAUCGGCACGUGCUGGACGGCGAUGUGGUGUUGAUGAACCGCCAGCCCACGCUCCACAAGCCUGGAAUCAUGGCGCACUUCGUGAAGGUGCUGACGAACGAAAAGAUUUUCCGGCUGAACUACGUCAACUGCAACACCUACAAUGCGGAUUUUGACGGUGACGAAAUGAACUUGCACCUUCCACAGGACCCGCUUGCGCAAUCGGAGGCACAGUUGAUUGCCAACGCCGACUGCCAGUUCACCGUCCCAAAGGACGGCCAGCCAAUCAGGGGCCUCAUACAGGACCACUGUCUGGGUGGAGCUUACCUGACAUGCAGGGACACGUUCCUCACCCGCGACCAGUACUUCAACUUGGUGUAUGUGGCCGUGCAAGCCUUUUUCAAGUGGCAUCGAACGAUAUACAUCAAACCCGAGGAAGGGCGCAAACACGCUCGUGAUGGCCUGAAGAUCGACGUCCACCUCCACCAGGUGACCCGUCGUCUGAAGGUGUUGAGCGACCCGUACGCGCGCCGCUGUGCCAACAGCAACGCCGAAAUCCACAUCGAGGAGCCGGCGAUCAUGUUCCCGCAACGUUUGUGGACUGGUAAGCAGGUCAUCACCAGCCUGCUGAAGACUCUGGUUGACGGUAUCGCCAGGGGUCUGCACCGCACGGACUUGAACUUUUUGCAGAAGUACAGAGGCAUCAAUUUGGUAUCGAAGUCCAAAACGCCGGGUGAUGCCUGGGGCGGGGUAUUCGACGGCAACAGGGAGGAAAGCACUAUCAUAAUCCGCCAAUCCGAGCUUUUACAAGGUGUUUUGGAUAAGUCCCAGUUCGGUGCUACACCCUAUGGAUUGACGCAUCUGGUUUACGAACUACUUGGCCCGCGUGCUUCCGGGUGCCUUUUGAACGCGUUCUCGUAUCUGUUUACGUCGUUCCUGCAGAUGUACGGCGCCACGUGCAGCCCCAUGGACUUCAUAUUGACGAGGGAUGCGGAGAAUCACCGUUCCCGUAUCCUGCGCCGCAUCAAGCAUUGCGGCAUCCACCUGCAAGAAUUGUUCAUCUCAGCCAUAUCGAACAAAACCGGCAACGGGGAGGAUUCCAAGACCAAAAGCGAAUCGAAGGAUGAUUCCUCCGUAUCAGAGGCGCUGUCAAUCUUCAAGCAAAUGACGGCCGAGCUCCAGGAAUUCCCGUUGCUGCAGUCUAAAUUGCAAAGCAUGCCGCACGAAUCACCCGAUGACAUAUCUGCUGUUCUAAUGACCGUUAUGGAUUAUUUGACGAAUCAGAAAAUUAAAGCGGAGCACCAGCACAAGCUCGCGGGCAUCCUGUCCAACACCAUUGAAGCGCUGUGCAGCUUGCAAGACUUACGUGGGUUCAUCCUUGGGAAGCUACCUGGCAUCGCUGAAGGCAAAGGUAAGCCUGUGCCGCCCAAUGACGAUAAGGUGAUUAAACAUUUCCCAUCCUGGCACAAGCCGUACGAUGGAGACAGUGGCAUCUCCAGGGCGUCCGACGACAGGCAGUACAGGCUUGCCGACUUUAACGAGACCUGCUCGUCAAUGUACAGGCUGAUCAACGAGCAGUUCAAGGGCAACGAGCACGACUUCUACCGCAUGUUCGACCGCUUUUUCCAGGGUAACAUCACCGGCGCAUCCAACGAGGCAAGCUCUGUUGUUGAUCGUACCCUUCUCAAGUUCCCACGCAACGGUUUCGCCGGCAUGGUGUCCACUGGUGCCAAGGGUAGCAAAGUCAACUUCAGCAUGAUUUGCAGUCUGCUGGCGCAGCAGACACUGGAGGGCAGGCGUGUGCCCGUUAUGCCCUCGGUGAGGACGCUUCCGUCGUUUGCAUUCGGCGACCUCGGUUCCCGCGCCGGUGGUUUCAUCACGGACAGGUUCUUGACCGGCCUGCGACCGCAGGAGUAUUUCUUCCACUGCAUGUCUGGGCGUGAAGGUUUGGUCGACACCUGUGUCAAGACCGCCAAGUCCGGUUACUUGCAGAGGUGCAUUCUGAAAUCGAUGGAGGAUGUCAUCUGCUGCUACGAUUCGACUGUGCGCAGCGCGGACGGCACCAUCAUCCAAUUCGCCUACGGUGAGGACGGCAUCGACGUGCAGAAGUCUGCGUACAUAGACCGGCCGGACGACAUUAUCAACAAUGCUCCAUUGAUCAAGGUCGACCAGCAUGAUGAACCGCCGUUGAAGUUUGAAAAACUCAUUAAAAGCUUCAUGGACAGCAAAUACACGGCUCCGGAAACCCACGCUACUCUAUACCAGCACUACAAGCGCUCCCAUUGCGAGCCCGGCGAAGCGGUGGGCUGUGUGGCAGGGCAGUCUAUUGGUGAGCCCGCCACCCAGAUGACGCUGAACACCUUCCAUCUUGCCGGUCACGGCGCCACCAACGUUACUUUGGGUAUACCUCGUCUGGUUGAGAUUCUGCAAACCACGGGUAACGCCUCCACUCCGUAUUUCUCAGCUCCUCUGUUGGGCGACACCGACGAGGAAAUGGCCCAAAAUGCGCAGCUGGCCAUAAACUCGCUGCGAACAGUGCCACUGACCGACGUCAUCCAUUCGGUGGCUGUUGAAGAAGGGGUGUACGUGGACGCCAACGGCACGAAGUUCUACGAAUACGAGGCCAGCGUCCAGUUUGAAAACCUGGCAACCUUCCAGCGCGCCGUGGAAUCGAUCCGCGCAUUCGACAUUUUACGUAUUACAGCGCAUUGCCUAUUGAACGGGUUCCUUAAAAAGGUAACGGGUCUAAUGAUCGUUACGAUGGACAGCAAUGUGCCGUACGAGAUAACGGAAAACACGGAUUACUUGCAUGACUGCUGGCGGAGGCUGGUGCUCCAGGAGCAGGCGCACAAGAAGGACAAGCUGUCGGAACGCAUAAGAAAGAUGGCUCUGAACACAGGAGGGUCAAGCAGCGCUGGUCUCGGUGGCUCAUCUGCGCGCAUGGCUAUGUACGCUGGAGAGGGGGUAGAAAUUGUUGGUUCCAGCAAGAAACGUGGUGACGAUGACGACAAAGACGGAGUUGGGGAGUCACAGGAUGACGACGCUAACGAGGAUGUGGCAACCGCAGCAGCGGAUACCGCCGAGGACGACUCAGAUCAGGAGAAGACCAGCGACCACGAAGACUCCGAUCCCGAAUCUCAGGAUGAAGCCGAAGAUGGCCCGAAUGCCGACGAGGAAUCCGUCAGUUCAGACGACGACGAUGAAUCGCAAACGUUGCUUGCCGAUGUUGGAGAUGCUGAAGUGAGCAGCAACACUACCGCGUCACGCGAUUCGGAAGUGGACACCCCAAAGGCGUCGAAGAGCAACGCACGCUCUAAAGGUUUCGCCAGCUCGAAGCCGGCGGAACUGCGUAGCGAUGCGUCGGCAGGUGGGGAAUCAUACCGCGGUUUCGAGAGCGAUAUCAAGGUGGGCAAGCAGAGCAUCACCUCCCUGAAUGCCAAGGUGUUCCAGUUCGCCAAAUCGCUGCGCUACUGCCAAGACACUGGUAGGAUGGUGCUGAAGUUCGGGUGGCCGUUCAGCAAGUGUCCGUACCACCUGAAUUUGCUGCCCCUGCUGCAGCAGGAAAUAUCUGCGCAGAUUCUGAGGAACACGCCGGGGGUGAGGCAGGCCCGUGUGGUAUGCAACACCCAGAACGGCCGUGAGGUCUACAACUUGCACUGCGACGGCAACAAUCUACAGCGCUUAUUCUUAUUAAAAGACAACCUGGUUGACUUCAACCGCAUCCAGGUCAACGACAUCGGUACUGUGUUGCGCUACUACGGGGUGGAGGCUGCCCGCGCCUGUAUCGUGUCCGAGCUCCAGAAGGUGUUCUCAGUGUACGGUAUCAAUGUGGACUACCGCCACCUGUCGCUGAUUGCCGACUUCAUGACUAACAAGGGCGACAUCCGCACCUUCAACCGUUACGGCAUGGCGCGUCACUGUUCGCCGCUUCUGCAGAUGUCAUUCGAGUCGACCAUGAAGUUCAUCAUGGACGCCUGCGAGCGCGGAGGGUACGACAACCUCGGAACUCCUGCGGGAUCUAUUAUUGCCGGACGUCCGAUUAUGCUUGGCGGCGGGUUAUGCAAGGUGCUCCCGAGGAUCGACCUGCGGUCGCGUGCCGAUUCUGUAUCGCACUCACUGUCCAGCGCGUACGACUACCAAAUGUCCGCUUCUCGCCGUUUGGGGGUAAACUCGUUCGUCCUAGAGUGA
Molecule: messenger RNA, 6135 nt
Organism: Babesia bigemina
Lineage: Eukaryota; Apicomplexa; Aconoidasida; Piroplasmida; Babesiidae
Product: DNA directed RNA polymerase, putative
Exons: 1
Coding region: 1-6135 (2044 amino acids)
Biological process (GO): DNA-templated transcription
Cellular component (GO): RNA polymerase I complex
Molecular function (GO): DNA-directed RNA polymerase activity; DNA binding
Source: RefSeq, a predicted model, not a curated record